Pelobates fuscus (common spadefoot toad) is the source of this 921-nucleotide messenger RNA. Its product is annotated as olfactory receptor 5V1-like. The coding region runs from base 1 to 921 and encodes 306 amino acids. Gene Ontology annotation, molecular function: G protein-coupled receptor activity; olfactory receptor activity; odorant binding. The record is from RefSeq and is a predicted model, not a curated record. NCBI's taxonomy places the organism in Eukaryota, Metazoa, Chordata, Amphibia, Anura, Pelobatidae. The transcript has 2 exons. Gene Ontology annotation, cellular component: membrane. Gene Ontology annotation, biological process: G protein-coupled receptor signaling pathway.
AUGGAAAAAGAAAACAGCACGACCACAAAUGAAUUCAUUCUCCUUGGACUUUCAGAGACCUCUGAUCUUCAACUUCUACUCUUUACAGUGUUUUUGUUUAUAUAUGUUAUAAGUGUGCUUGGAAAUGUGUCUAUUAUUUUAGUAUUUCGAUAUAGUGCUAAUCUUCACAGUGCUAUGUACUUUUAUCUUGCUAACCUCUCAUUUCUAGAAAUAUGUUAUAUAUCAUCCACAGUUCCUAAAAUGUUAUCAAUCCUCCUAACAGAACAUAAAACAAUCUCUUUCUAUGGUUGUGCUAUGCAAAUGUAUUGCUUUCUGUUGCUGGGGAGCACGGAGUGCUACAUGCUUGCAGCCAUGGCGUACGAUCGAUAUAAUGCCAUUUGCCACCCUCUCUUGUAUGGCGCAAUAAUGAAUAAAAGAACAUGUGUUAGUCUUAUUUGUGGUGCGUGGCUCAUUGGGGCUGUAAACGCACUAAUACACACUGUUCUCACAUUCACUUUACAAUUCUGUGGCACAAGAAAAAUUAAGCAUUUUUUUUGUGAUAUCCCACCUGUUCUAGAUCUAGCGUGUAUGGACACAAGGAUUAAUGAAAUAGUUAUUUAUAUAAUUUGUAGCAGUGUAAUAGUAGGUUCCUUUCUCCUGACAAUGAUUUCAUAUGUGAACAUUAUUGCAACAAUUUUAAAUAUAAGCUCAGUUUCGGGAAGAAAGAAAGCAUUCUCAACUUGUACCUCUCACUUGAUUGUAGUUAUUUUGUUUUACGGUUCAGCUACAUUUAUGUAUGUCAGACCCAAAUCCAGCUAUUCAAUGGACAGAGACAGGUUUAUUGCGGUCAUGUAUGCAGUUAUUGCCCCUCUGUUAAAUCCUUUUAUAUACAGUCUCAGAAAUAAUGAUGUAAAAAUUGCUCUCUGCAGAUUAGUGAAAUAG